This is a messenger RNA of Poecilia reticulata (guppy), 1738 nucleotides long. It is a transcript of the gene tiprl, whose product is annotated as TIP41, TOR signaling pathway regulator-like (S. cerevisiae). Lineage: Eukaryota; Metazoa; Chordata; Actinopteri; Cyprinodontiformes; Poeciliidae. Gene Ontology annotation, cellular component: cytosol. The record is from RefSeq and is a predicted model, not a curated record. Gene Ontology annotation, biological process: TOR signaling.
CCAAUAAAACACAAAAGAAGAAGAACCUAACCCGAAGAAGAAGAAGAAGAAGAAAGGGAAAAGAUAAAGACCCAAAUCUCUCCUCCUAAAAAGGAUAUUAGCAAUGAUGUUGCAUGGCUUCAAGAGCAGUAAGCAGGAUUUCACUUUUGGAUCAUGGAAGGUGACGGCGGCAAAAAACCACAUCAUGAAAUCUAAAGACAUUGAACGAUUAGCAGAUGAACUGAACAUGCCUUCACUCCCAGAGAUGUUGUAUGGGGAUAAUGUUCUGCGGAUCCAACACACAGACCACUACGGCAUUGAAUUUAAUGCUGUUGAUGCUCUCAAGAAAGUCAACAAUAUGGAAGACACUGUGAAGGUGGCCUGUGCUCAAGAAUGGCAGGAGAGCAGAGCUGAGUCUGAACACGCCCAAGAAGUACUGAGGCCUUUCGACUGGACGUUCACCACAGAUUACAGAGGAACGCUUCUAGGAGAAGAACUCCAGAUAAAGGUGACUAAUACAGAGGAGCGCAUUGACAUAGAGAAGCUGAAAGCUCGAGAGCACAUCAUGUUCUUUGAAGAGGUUUUGCUGUUUGAAGAUGAGCUUCAUGACCACGGUGUCUCAAUGAUUAGUGUCAAAAUUAGAGUGAUGCCAUCCAGUUUCUUCUUAUUGCAGCGUUUCUUCCUGCGUGUGGACGGCGUCUUGAUUAGAAUAAAUGAUACUCGAAUUUAUUAUGAGGAUGGAAAAGAUUACAUGCUCCGAGAGUUCAGUACCAGAGAAAAUACAAUAACAGAACUUAAGAAUAUUCCUGCAGCAUUCUACACAGAUCCCAAUGAGAUAGCUCAGCAUCUAACCCUGAGAGUAACAAAGUGUGAGAAACUGGAACUUCCUGUGAUGCAUCGUGAACCCUCUGUCAGUGAAGUUAUUUAGUAACUGUUACACUGUGACAGCUACACUAAUUUGUUGUGGUCAUGUCAAAUCUAUACUGAGCAAUAUAAAAACUUUUGGUCAUCAAUCCAAAUAUUUGUACAGCAAUAGAUUAGACUGUUUUGAGAAAUGUAACUCUGCAGAAUUACUUUAAAAUGACAAAAUAUCCCUUGUCUUGUUUGAAAUUAAAUGUGCAUUUAAAAAUGUUAAAUUCAACAUUAGAUUCUACAGUGUUCAUAACUGAACACUGUAAAUUGUAGAGUCAGGAUCUAUUUGUGAAACUAUUGUUUGUUUAUUGUAUAGAAGCUCAUUUCUGCCAAUCUGGUGGACAAAAAGAACUUUUAUCUCAUAAUUGUGACAUACCUAGGUCAUAUUAAAGUUACCAUCUCAUUUUAUGGCUUGGCUUUCUCAUAAUACUAUGCAUGUGCAUCAUCAUGCAUAGUUAGAAAUAAGAUUCUUUUCCAAUCUUAUUUCUGACUAAUGUCUGGAGGCUUAAUUUGACAUUAUGGGAUUCUUUCAAAAUUUGCAAUUUGUAAAACCACUCAUUACUCAGUUGUAUUAGCAAGACCCAUUUCUGUCUACCAAGCUGAACUUGUCUCACCCAUCUCCUCAGUAUGCCACUGGCCCACUAUGAGAUAGCUAAGUCAUAAAUAAUAGACAAUAUCACAUAGUGAAAUGCCAUGUCAUAAUUAUUAGACAGUAUCUCAUUAGGAUAACCAAGUCAUAAUAAGAAACCACAUAAUUAUGAAAUAAAACUCUUUUCCCAUCAAAGUGACAGAAAAGGGCUUCCACAGUAUUGAGAUGAUACAAAUAAAUAGUUUUAGUGCAUGUGUU